GAGCUAGUCCACGCGCCCGAUCGUCUCUUCUUCCUCCUCCUCUUUCUGGAGGAACAAGAAGAGUCGAGUUCUUUCUUCCAUCUCACGGCUCGGCUCUGCUCUCGAUCGAUCUUCCUUGCGCAUGCCAUCCCCUGCUCUCUGCGCCUCCUCCGCCGCGCGAUUCCUGCUGCCGCUGCCGCCGCCGGCCUCCUCUGCGCUACUGCUCGCUGCAGCUGCCGUCGCGCCCAAGAAGGAGAGGCUGUUCUCGACGGGCAUGGCGGAAGAAGCCAAGGGGACGAAGCCGGCCGGGGGCGUGGCCGAGCGCAUCAUGCCGCACCUCCUCAACAUGUAAUUGCUGCUUCACUUGCUCAACCUAUUCCUAAUCUGCUCUGCUCUGCUUGGAUAUACGGGUCUCGCGCCACGGCCAAGGACUUUGACAUCUACGCGCCGCACGCCACCUUCGAGGACCCGCUCAUGCGCGCCCACGGGGUGCAGCAGAUCAAAUCAGCCUUCUACACGCUCCCCAAGGUGUUCGCUGAAUCCAGAAUCGUCGAGUACACGGUCCAGGAGAAGGCCACCGGGCCGGGCAAAUCCGAGUUACUGAUCGACAACAAGCAGCACUACAGGGUAUUCGGCAAAUCCGUGGACCUGGCGUCGCUGAUCACGCUGAACCUCGAGGACGGGAAGGUGGUGAGGCACGAGGACUGGUGGGACAAGCAGCCGCUCAAGAACAGGGACACCGUGAGCCUCCCGGUCGCCGGCCGCCUCGCGGAGGCGAGCCGCCGGGGCGCCAUGCUGCUCACCCACGCCCUCAUGCGCUUCGGCAAGGAUCCCCCAACCCCGCCGUGAUCUCGAUCUAGCAACUGCUCAAUCGUCGCCUGUUACAAGAGAUGGCUUGCAGCUUGUUCGUCAGUGUCAAUUUGAUUUUCUCUUUUUUCCAGUGUUAAUUUUGGAACUUGACAAUACGCGUCAAUAAGAAAGCUAUCUGGGUGGGUCAAAUUAA
Brachypodium distachyon (stiff brome) is the source of this 982-nucleotide messenger RNA. RefSeq lists its product as uncharacterized. The record is from RefSeq and is a predicted model, not a curated record. The coding region runs from base 454 to 828 and encodes 124 amino acids. The transcript has 5 exons. Lineage: Eukaryota; Viridiplantae; Streptophyta; Magnoliopsida; Poales; Poaceae.